This is a messenger RNA of Nothobranchius furzeri (turquoise killifish), 2200 nucleotides long. It is a transcript of the gene krr1, whose product is annotated as KRR1 small subunit processome component homolog. The record is from RefSeq and is a predicted model, not a curated record. Gene Ontology annotation, molecular function: RNA binding. NCBI's taxonomy places the organism in Eukaryota, Metazoa, Chordata, Actinopteri, Cyprinodontiformes, Nothobranchiidae. Gene Ontology annotation, cellular component: nucleolus; small-subunit processome.
UGGUGCACUUUUUCUUCCGUCACUUCCGCUUCUGCUCAGCAAUGGCGUCCUCCGUGAGUGAAGACGGCAUGAGCGGCGAUCAAAAGGGGAAAAAGGCGAAAAAACAAGUAGAUGAAUCUGAACUCCUGACCGUUCCUGAUGGAUGGAAGGAGCCAUCAUUCACUAAAGAGGACAACCCCCGAGGCCUGCUGGAGGAGAGCAGCUUCGCCACACUCUUCCCCAAAUACAGAGAAGCCUACCUGAAGGAGUGCUGGCCGCUGGUGGUGAAAGCUUUAGGAGAGAUGCACAUCAAAGCCUCUUUGGACCUGAUCGAGGGCAGCAUGACGGUCUGCACCACAAAAAAAACAUUUGACCCUUACGCUAUUGUGAGAGCAAGAGACCUCGUUAAGCUUCUGGCGAGAAGCGUUCCUUUUGAGCAGGCAGUUCGCAUUUUACAGGAUGACAUGGCCUGUGACAUCAUCAAAGUUGGUACCCUUGUGAGGAAUAGAGAGCGGUUUGUGAAGAGGAGGCAGCGGCUGAUAGGCCCAAAGGGCUCCACCCUAAAAGCACUGGAGUUGUUGACCAAUUGCUAUGUGAUGGUGCAGGGCAACACAGUGUCGGCUCUGGGGCCCUUCAACGGUCUUAAAGAGGUACGCAAAGUGGUGAUGGACACCAUGAAGAACAUCCAUCCCAUUUAUAACAUCAAGACUCUGAUGAUCAAACGGGAACUCUCCAAAGACCCUGAACUGCGGGCGCAGAGUUGGGAACGCUUCCUGCCUAAGUUUCGCCACAAGAACCUGUCUAAACGUAAAGAACCCAAGAAGAAAAGCGUGAAGAAGGAGUACACGCCGUUCCCUCCUCCACAGCCAGAGAGCAAGGUUGAUAAGGAACUGUCCACGGGAGAAUUCUUCCUGCGUGAAAGCGUGAAAAGGAGGAAGAAGAUGGAGGAAAUCAAAGUGAAACAAGGAGUCGCUCUGACCAAGAAGCAGGAAGAACGAAACAAAGCGUUCAUUCCUCCUAAAGAGAAGCCUUUAAUGAAGAAGGCGGCUAAAGCGCCUACAGAAGGAAAGCUGGACAUCAAGGCCAUUAAGGACAAAGUGAAAAAAGCCAAAACGAAGAAACUCGGAGCUCCACCUGUGAACCCAUCUCCACCUGCCAGCAGCUCCACAGACAAAAAGAAAAACCAGAAAACAAAAAGCAAAAGCUAACCAUAUAAGAUUUGGUGUUGGUUGGACAGAAGAUGGACACAGUUAGCACAUGAGGACAGAAUCAUGGACAUUGUGUUAGGAUAAAACGGAAUGUUCCCCACAAAACUCGCUUUAAUCCUUUUUGGGUACAAAGAAGGUUAAAGGUAAUGUACAGGGAUGCCCAGGUGUUGUUUUUGGACAGUAGUUGUGCUGCAGAUUGUUCUAUUUUUAUGAAAUUGCAUGUUAACACAAAUACUUCUUUAAAAAUAUAAAAUAUACCUUUUUUUGCAUUGUCUUCAACAUAAUCACCAACUCUAAAAUUAUUCUUCCUGAACGGUCAUACAUUCAGUUCUGUCUAAAUGUAGGGAUGUCUAGAGGUAGCACUGGUUGCAUUUGCCAGUUUUCCUUGUAAUAAUUCUGCAAGUGUUUACACCAUGACUCCUUUUGUGUUCAGAAAUGAUGCAUUUUAAAUCUGAAACAAAAUUCCUGUGCAUUCUGUUGGCACACAUGGUGUGUGCUGGGACCAUAGAGUGUAUAUAUAAGGUGGAUGGAGCCUCCGUGAUGCCACCCGUAGGUUUCUGAAGAGCUGAAGUGAAGCCCAGUGGGCGGUUCCCACCACAGCUGUCUUGUCACGCCCACAAAAUAAAAAACAAUGGGUGAAGAGGUGGAGCUGUGAGGUUGGGGUCACAUUACCAUUCAUCAAACUGAUUCGAUGUAGCUGUGAGCUAACCCGGGGCAGGUUGGCAGGCGCCUAUAGCCAGAAAACCACAGUUGAGCGACUCUGCUACCCUCUCUCUACCUUUUAGGCUGUUACACUUAACCUGAGGCUGAGACCUUCACUAGAGUAAACAGGCCAAGCUGCUAGUGCUGUUAACUCAUCUGGCCCCCGUCAAUCAAAAGGACACGCCCCCAUGUAUUCAUAAAUUUGUGGUUUAAUUGCAUCUAAACAGAAGAGUUACAAAAGUAAUUCGCCCUCUUCAGAUUUGUCAUGGUAAACUUGACCUAUUAAACCGAACAUGUUUUUCUGCACUAAA